AUGUCGUCGCCAAAGCUGUAUAGCACACUGUUGCCGCCUCAGCCCUGGGAGCUCAAUGCCUGCGCGUCGGCGGGCCUUACGAUCAGUCAGUUCAGGUUCACCGUCGCCUUCCUGCUGUCAGUGCUGGUUGGAGCGUUCUUGAGGGUAGUGCCACGCCGAGGACGCCACGCCUUCAGCGUUGUCACAGGGUUCCUCCUAAUCUAUUAUCCUUUCGGCAAUGGCUGCAUCCACGCGUUUGUGCCCUCUGCCCUGGUGUACUUCUGCAUGUGCCGCUUCCGCACGCAUUGCGGCACGUUGGCCUGGCUGAUUGCCUUUCCGUACCUCAUCCUGGCGCAUGUGAUGCAAGCUAGUGGCGUAGCAUGGAAGGAAGGGCACCUCGACUUCACCGGAGCGCAGAUGGUGCUGACCCUGCGCCUCAUUGCGGUAGCAGUCAGCUACCAGGAUGGCACCAAGCCCCCGGAGCGGCUCAGCGAGUAUGCCUCCAAGAAACAGCUGCGGCAGCUGCCCUCGCUGCUUGAGUAUUUCAGCUACCUGUUUGCGGCGGGCAACCUGCUGGCGGGGCCCUUUUUCGAGGCCCACGACUACUUUGACUAUGUGGAUCGCAAGGCAAGCGAGGGCAAGAGUGCUGGGGGACGGCACAACAUGCCGGUGGGAGCGCUUGGCUGCUGUGACCUGAUGGCGCUCAUCUGCGCGGCGCUGUGGAUGAAGCUGUCGGGGACCUAUGGCGCAGAGAGUCGCUACUUCCAGGAAGAGGUCAGCCUGGCGCAGCGCUUCUUCCUGUUGUGGGUCGUCGGUUUUGCUGCACGAUGCAAGUACUACUUUGCGUGGGCGGUGGCCGAGUCGUCGCUCAUCUUCAGUGGCCUCUGCUACAAUGGGCGCAAUGCAGAGGCAAGCAGGCGGAUCAGAUUAUGCACGGCACACAUGCCUGGCCGGCCGCUGUGGAACCGCUACAUCAACAGCCGCAUCCGGCGCGUGGAGUUCAACGCCUCCCUGCCCAACCUGGCCGCCAACUGGAACGUGUGCACCGGCCUCUGGCUCAGGCACUACGUGUACGAGCGGCUGACGCCGGUCGGCAAACGGCCCACCUUUGGCACGCUGGUCACCACGCAGCUCGUGUCGGGUGUCUGGCACGGGCUCUUCCCCGGCUACUGGCUCUUCUUCGCCACCACCGCCAUCAUGUUUGAGGCGGGCAAGACGCUGUACCGCAGGUAUGAGCAGAGCUGGCCCGCCGCUGUGCGCACCUUCCCGGUCUGGGUGCUGGCCAAGCUGGUGUUCAACGCCAUCAUCCUCAACUACGCCGCCAGCAGCUUCAUCGUGCUGUGGCUGCAUGACUGCCUGUCCAUCUGGCGCUCUGUUUAUUUCUUGGGCCACAUCAGCACUCUGGCCAUCAUUCUGGUGGGCAUGGCACUGCCGCCGCGCAAGCCCAAGCGGGAUGAAAGCCUGAAGAAGGAGAAGUGA
Messenger RNA from Chlorella variabilis, 1458 nucleotides. RefSeq lists its product as hypothetical. Gene Ontology annotation, molecular function: acyltransferase activity. The record is from RefSeq and is a predicted model, not a curated record. Lineage: Eukaryota; Viridiplantae; Chlorophyta; Trebouxiophyceae; Chlorellales; Chlorellaceae. The transcript is spliced from 13 exons. Gene Ontology annotation, cellular component: membrane; endoplasmic reticulum. Gene Ontology annotation, biological process: lipid modification; triglyceride biosynthetic process; phospholipid biosynthetic process. The coding region runs from base 1 to 1458 and encodes 485 amino acids.